GCAGUCAAAGCCAGCGGCACCUUCUUCCUUUAGGAGAUCAAUGAUACAUAUGUCGGACCUUCCUGAGGAUUUGAUAGAGGAGAUACUCUCUCGCGUCCCGGCGGCAUCUCUGAAACGGUUUCGAACUACUUGCAAACGAUGGAACGCUUUAUUGAAAGACCAGGGAUUCACGGAGAAACACUUUCGUAAAGCUCCAAAGCAGUCUCAGGUUCUCUUCGGGUUUUUAGGUAGAUUGAAGAUUUGUUCGUUGAGCGUCAAUGGAUGCCCAUCUAUAGAGGUCAUAGAUGAGAUCAGACUAACCGACCCUGUUUAUAUUUAUGAACAAUUCGUAAUUUCUGAAGUCUUCCACUGCGACGGCUUAUUAUUAUGCACUAACCAUAAAAAGACUGGACUAGUGGUUUGUAACCCUUGUACACGUCAAGCCAGGUGGAUCAAACCCAGUAAUCGUCACAAGAUGAGCGACACCUAUACUCUUGGAUCCUACCAAGACAUCAAAUCCAACAAUAUUAGCUACAAAAUAUUGAGAUGUGAUAAAUAUGAGGACAAGGCAAGAUUCGAAAUCUAUGAGUUUGGAUGUAAUUCAUGGAGGAUUCUAGACGUCACUAAUGACUACAACUUAACUAGGUAUUCGGACGCCGUGUCAUGGAGGGGAAAGACGAAUUGGAUUUCUUGGGAUAAAAAAGAGAGAACCAUGGUGUUAGUCAGUUUUGAUUAUACACAAGAGAGAUUUGGAGUACGUAUGCGUCUUCCCUAUUAUAGAUCUGGUAUUUCGACUAUUUCUCUAUCAGUUGUUGGAGAAGAGAAACUUUCGGUGCUAUUACUACCCUCACAUAGGUUGAGGAGAGAGAUAUGGGUAACAAAUAAGAUUGAUGAGUGGAACAAGGUCUUCACAAUGGAUAAAUGGAAACGUGAUUGGUUGGUAAAUGCCGUAAGUUUUUUGUUCGACGAUGAGAAGAAAGCCUUCUUGUGUUGUGAGAGAUUAUAUAUUCCAGACCUGUGCGUUGUUGGGGAGGAGGAUGAGAAAUUGAAAGAAUCAGGGAGGGUAUACGUUGUUGGGGAGGAUAAGGAAGUCAAACAAGUGAAUGAAGAAGCCAUAGAUGUUUUUUAUGAUUAUGUUCCAAGUUUAGUUCAAAUUCUGAAGUUGAGUCAAAAGAGAAAGAGGGGUGACUAAAUAAGCUACAUGCAGACAUUUUCAUUGUUUUUUAUGCGUUUCUUAAUUUGACUUGAC
Molecule: messenger RNA, 1228 nt
Organism: Brassica oleracea var. oleracea
Lineage: Eukaryota; Viridiplantae; Streptophyta; Magnoliopsida; Brassicales; Brassicaceae
Product: probable F-box protein At5g47300
Exons: 1
Coding region: 41-1171 (376 amino acids)
Molecular function (GO): protein binding
Source: RefSeq, a predicted model, not a curated record